AUGAGUGUUGUUUCUCCCACAAUUAAAACGACGCCAACGUCAAGGCUUAUCACAGUUGCUGCCGGAUGUUUUUGGGGUGUUGAGCGGGUCUUUUUGAAGUAUUUUGCAAAUAAAGGUUUGGUCGACGCCAAAGUGGGCUAUGCCAACGGAUUGAAAGACAUUGGCGCUGUGGAUUACAAGAAAGUUUGCACGGGGUCGACCAACUUUGUUGAGGCGUUGCAAGUUUCAUAUGAACCUUCGCAAGUAUCCUUGAGCGAGAUCCUUGAUAUCUUUUUCCGGAUCCACGAUCCCACAACUUUCAAUCUGCAAGGUCCAGAUGUGGGCACACAGUACAGAAGCGCCAUUUUGGUUCACAAUAAGGAGGAUUUGGCCGAGGCACAAAAGUCCAAAGAGUAUUUCCAAAAAGAAUGGUACCCAAACGAUAAAAUUGCCACCACUAUUGAGCCCCUCGAAGUCUGGUACGAUGCAGAGGAUUACCACCAAAAGUAUUUGGACAGAAACCCUGGCGGUUACGAGUGUCCAACACACUUUUUGAGAACUAAGCCGAAGGUGUAG
Molecule: messenger RNA, 555 nt
Organism: Clavispora lusitaniae ATCC 42720
Lineage: Eukaryota; Fungi; Ascomycota; Pichiomycetes; Serinales; Metschnikowiaceae
Gene: MXR1
Product: peptide-methionine-S-sulfoxide reductase
Molecular function (GO): peptide-methionine (S)-S-oxide reductase activity
Source: RefSeq, a predicted model, not a curated record